Molecule: messenger RNA, 4690 nt
Organism: Anarrhichthys ocellatus (wolf-eel)
Lineage: Eukaryota; Metazoa; Chordata; Actinopteri; Perciformes; Anarhichadidae
Product: ankyrin repeat and SOCS box protein 2-like
Exons: 6
Coding region: 892-2826 (644 amino acids)
Biological process (GO): positive regulation of transcription by RNA polymerase II; intracellular signal transduction
Cellular component (GO): nucleus
Molecular function (GO): transcription cis-regulatory region binding; protein binding
Source: RefSeq, a predicted model, not a curated record
AUGUGGUCUGUCAAUGAAAAAAAAGCUCCCUCUUGUGGAGAAACUGCAGCCCCCUCAAAGUGAUAUAGUGCGUAAAUUACAAGCGGUGCUUCACAUUUAAAAAAUGCCAUGAACAUGAACAAUUAUGUAACUGUGCCCAACGGACUCAAACAGAACCUGAUGUUUUUUAUGGGAGUUAUAGUUUUGCCUGAACUAUGCAGCCACAUUUUCAAAAGUUGGGAAACAAUUCAAAUAUAAUUGCACAAUUAAAUCAAUAAAAUGUCAAAACAAAAAGUAAAAAAAGGUUGUGCGUAUAAGGAUCAGUGGGGAAAUUCAGACUCGUGGCCCCAGUAUUUCUAAAGUCUUACAGCCCUGAUUAGUCCAUUUGAUUAUAGCAGCUAUAUACCUCCUCUCUUAAUUAACAACAAUGAAGGACAUAACAGCAAUAUUUAAAUAGCAUUCUCUAUGGAUACAGUCCAGGACUGCAAUGUCUGCGGCGUUCUGUCUGUGUGUCUCGUGAUUUGUGGUGGCUCUACCUUUAAUCUUCCGUAGUACUCAUUGUUAUCCCUCGCUGUGUUUUUCCUCUUGUACUGGCCUAUUCUUCCAAAAGUACGCUUUAAGAUUAGUGUUUUUAUUAACUGAUUGUGUAAUGUGGAAACCAGCCAAUUAAAUAAAGGCUUCGUGUGCAAAGAAAGACAUCUGGGCCUCAUUAUCUUCAGUGCUGUCCGCCUUAUCUCUGGAUGUCCGAGUCUCUUGACAUAUAUGGAUAAACCCGUUACUCUGCCGCCUGACAAUGUCCCAAAAUAAUCUGAGACGGCACAGCUGAGCCCCGCUUGGCGCUGCACACUGCUGCGCCGCUCCGCCGCCACGCUGUGAGAGGAAACACUGCUGUGAAAUCUCUCAUCAUCAGUAAUGACUAAAUUCAUCUAUUCUGAAUACUUAUCUCAGUUCCGUAAUGCUGGAGGUAAACGUAAUAAUGUUAUGUCGCGAGUGCGAGGAGAUAGGAGGAGAGGAGACAGACAGAGCGACGCAGCGUCAGAGCCGGAGGAUGUUGAGCCAGUGGUCUUUGCCAUCAGGAGAGGGGACGUGAAGGCUGUUAAUGAUCUGGCAACAUCCGCUCCUCUCAGCCUGCUGAAGGAGAACAAAGAUGGCUGGAUACCUCUGCAUGAUGCUGCCUUCUCCGGACAGACAGAGUGCUUGAAGAUCAUACUGAGGGCCCAUCCAGGAUCGGUAGACAAACGUACCUUGCAGGAGCAGACGGCCCUGCUGCUCGCUGUGUCUUGUGAACACUUGUCAUGUGUGCAGUGCCUUCUGGAGACAGGCGCCGACCCCGACAUCAGCAGCAAGAACAAAGAAACCCCUUUGUACAAAGCUUGUGAGUUGGAGGAUAUGGACAUGGUGAGCCUCCUUCUUACCCAUGGGGCCACUGUGAACCAGCGGUGUGGUCAGGGUUGGACAGCCCUCCACGAGGCUGUGUCCAGGAACAACACAGAGAUCUGUGAGAUACUAAUAAGAGCCGGGGCCGCAAUCAAUCCACCUAAUACUUACAGCAUCACACCACUCAUUGUAGCAGCUCAGCGAGAACAGAUGAGGGCGCUCUGCUACCUUAUUGGAAAAGGUACCUUUCUGCACAACAAUAUCACUCCUUUUAAUGUUUCUAAUCCCCAUUUCAAGGUUAUAAAAGACCCAUGCUUCUCUGUAGGUGCAGAUGUGAACAUGCAGACGUGUGAUGGGGUCACAGCUCUGCAUGAGGCCAGUAAAAAUGGCCACAAGGAAAGCGUUGCAGUGCUGUUGACUAAAAAUGCAGAUGCCAACAAACCCACCAACUCAGGACUGCUGCCGCUGCAUAUUGCUGCCCAAUUCGGACAUCAUGAGAUCGUGUCCCUGCUUGUCUCAGUGACAAGUCGAGCCAGGCUCCGGCACAGUUGUAUCAGCCCCCUCCACCUGGCAGCAGAGCACAACAGACACACCGCGGCAGCUGUGCUGCUCAAGACAGGUGCAGAUGUAAACGCCACACUGGCCGACAGUCACUCCAUCCAGUACGCUGAUCGACGAGCAACAGCUCUCUACUUUGCAAUUGCCAACGGCAGCACCGAGACGGCAGAGGUGUUACUGAACGCUGGCGCAAAUCUUAGUCUGGACCCAGUCAGUCCUCUACUGAUGGCUGUGCGGCAGGGCUGUGUCAGCACUGUGUCCUUACUGCUGGAGAGAGGGGCCAAUGUCAACGCCAGAAUUCCCUCCUACGCCACUAUGUUUCCCGCUGUUGUUGCCCUUUGCAUGAAUAAUUUGCCUCUACUCAAGUGUCUUUUGGACAAUGGCUGUGAUGCCCUCUCCUGUUUUACCUGUACAUACGGCUGUGCCCCUCACCCAACAUCAGGAGGAUCCCACAUAAGAACAGUUGGCAGCAACAGAAUUGUUUUGCAGAAUGACAAUAUGCUUCUUUUAAACUGCAGUGAGCCACCAGAAAGAGCAACACAGGUGUGGAAAAUAGGCAAAAGCAGUGACUCGGAUUUUACAAUAACUGAAAUGUUCUUUCAAAGUAUAUUUUUUUUCCCUUUUCAGUUCUGUGAGUGGAUCUCAACAUCCGUCAUGUGUAAAUGGGCAGGACCGAUCAUAGACUUGCUGCUGGAGCAUGUUGGUCAUGUUCAGCUUUGCAACAAGCUCACUGAACAGCUGGACAGCCGAGAAGAAUGGCUCGCUGUUAAGAGGAAGUCAUCGUCACCUCGUCCACUGCUGCACCUUUGCAGAUUUAGGAUUCGGACCCAAAUGGGGAGACACAGACUGAAAUCUCUCACAAGUCUGCCUCUGCCAGACAGACUGAUCAGAUACCUGAGCCUGGCUGACUGACUUUAAUCUGAACUUCAAGCAAUAUAGGCAUCAUAGAUGUGACUAAAUUUAUCAAUUUGUGUUCUUUUUUUAGCUUCAUCGCAUAUCUUUUAUCUGUAGAUGCAAUUCUCUAUGUGUAAAAUAUCUAUUUAUAACAUAUGUAAAACGUGAUAAUAAGUUUCUUUAAUCUGUCCGUCAGAGUGUUUUGCAGUUUCACAGAAACGCUCAAUGAAAGCAAAAAUAAUCUAAUGCCCAAAGGAGUUCUCGAGGGAAGUUGAAUCAUUUAUUUAAAAAUAAAAGUCACUGUUUCAAAUGGGCCUAUCUAUCAUACAUUACUUUGACAAAGAAAAAAGCAAUCUAUGUCCCACAUUCUAUUCUCAUAGUUGAAAGACAAAAGUAAAACAGGAUGUGCUCAUUCAUUUGCUGACUUUUGGUGCUGAAAAAAAGAGCAUUCAUCCUCUGCAGAAACCUAAAAGUAGAAACCUUUUAAAUUACUGUCACUUUUCAGAUACUUGGAAAGGCAUCAGACAUGAAAGUGCACAUGAAGACGCUAUUCUGCAAGUGCAACUUAGCACUUUAGAUUUAAACAAUAAAAAUAGAUUACGUUUCCAAUAAGUGCUCGAGGAAGUGUCUCAUGUACAAAUGUUGAAAAAUGAAGAGUUGGAUUUGUAGAAUGCAACAUGAACAUAAUUAGUCCUAUUUACACAUUUUCGGUGUGACUGCUCCAUUAGUAGGGUAAUUAAAUGAAUCCAAACACACUGAAUAUCGGUGACUGGACGGUGGGUUUGGUCGGUAUGGGUUUGACCACAACGUGCGUGUGGAUUUUCUGUCCAUAAGGAUGCUCAGGUCUCUCUGUCUCUGCUGCUUUAGUCCACAGUCCCAGCGGCGGAUGUGGGACAACAAUGUGACUGUGGAGGACCUGGUGUCCGUGGUACUGGAAGGGGCAGCAGCCGCACACAUUCACGCAGUGGUGAGAGGUCAGGUCCAAUUUCAGCGUCUCUUUAUCCGCAGAGCUGCGCCGACUGGACGCCGACAGAGCGGCCUUUGUAUCAUCCUUAUCGCAACUCCGUUUCCUCUUGUCAUUCUCACUGCUCUCGGAAGUUCCUGCAUGGUUCCUUUUUAAUCCUAAAUAUGAGUGCUCCCUCUUAGUUGGGGUCAAUUUAGGUUCCUCCCAAAACGAGGCUGGUAGUUGGCGUUUCCUCAUGGGUACCUGCUCCACGGCGCUCCCCACAUUCUCCGCACAUUGUGCAUCCGAUCCGGCCUUCUCCGUGACCUUCACACUCUGGUGACCAGUCCCCACCGGUUUGGCGCACCCAUACUCAGCAGACCUGUGCGUGUGGCAUCUCGGGACUCUGGAGUACUUUUGGGAGAAUCGCUUCAGUUGUUUCUGCAGAUACUUCCUGUGAUCCACGGAGCGUCUGCACGGAGCUGACUUGUCCAAGGCCGCUUUGAUAUCGCUGGAUGCCAAAUUCACAAAAUUUAGCAACGUCUUGACUUCACUGUCUGCGUUUGCCAUAUUUGCAAAGGUUUUGAUUAAAUCAGUCCAUGUUGGAUCUUGUAGUCCACCAUCAAGAUCUAAAGGGGAAUCAGAAAAACAAUUUAGGAUUUGCGCAAUUGCACAUUUUUCUUUUAAAGGAAUUCUGCAACCAAACCUAAACUGAAUGUGAUGGUUCUCAGUUGAUAUUUGUUCAGAGUAAUAAUAACCCAUUGCUCACCACUGCUGGAUGGCUCCAGACUCACUCGAAGCCACAGUCCAAGCACAGACUUCCCUCCAGGCUGAGCACUUCAACAAGUUGAAUGAAUAUAAACUCCUUGUAGUUGUGGUGCUUUCCUUGAACCAAUCAGCGACCCCAGGCCCCUCACAAUGCACCCAAUCAGCCUCCAA